AUGAUCAGGAACGAAGUAAGAAAGUCUAUUGGACCCAUUGCUACCCCGGAUGUCAUCCUGUGUGUUCCGGGAUUACCCAAGACUAGGUCGGGUAAAAUAAUGCGGAGAAUUUUAAGAAAGGUGGCCAACAGGAUCUAUAACGAUAUGGGCGAUACGUCGACUUUGGCAGAACCAGAAGUUGUCGAGGCCAUUGUUAUGAGAGCGAGAGCUCAUCAUGGCGAGGAUAUGAGGAAGGGAACUUUCUCAACGCACUUACAAUGA
Perkinsus marinus ATCC 50983 is the source of this 261-nucleotide messenger RNA. RefSeq names its product acetyl-coa synthetase, putative. Gene Ontology annotation, molecular function: acetyl-CoA synthetase activity. Gene Ontology annotation, biological process: acetyl-CoA biosynthetic process. Bases 1 to 261 code for a protein of 86 amino acids. The transcript has 2 exons. The record is from RefSeq and is a predicted model, not a curated record. Lineage: Eukaryota; Perkinsozoa; Perkinsida; Perkinsidae.